AUGAUCCAAAUGUUUCUUAGGGGUUUUAGGAACUUAAGAAUGAAAUUGCAAGUGUUGAUAAUAAUUUUACCAAUCCUCGCAUUAACUAUGUUGUUGGUUGGGUUAACUAGCUAUUUAUAAUCUACAGUAAUUUUUAAUUUACUUGAAAACUAAUCAAACCAUCUAUUGAUGUAUUAAGAAUAUAAAGCACUGUCCCAAGUAGCAUUGGAAUUGCAAACAUAUAUCGGAUAUAAGCAUAAAUUUUGUAAAAAUUCUUUUAAUUAUUAGAUAUCUCCAGAUUAGGUCACUUAAAUAAGAUAUUCAGCUUUAUUUAAUAAAAAGGGAGAGAUUCAAGCAUGAAUCAUUUAUAAAGUUGUUUAAAACUAGAGGAAAUAUAAACUAAUUUUAUAUAGUUUGAUGCGCCAUAAUUUUGUUAUUUUGCUUGUGGAUCCGAUGAUAAAAUAACAUUGCCUUAAGAAAAUCAAUUGCUAAAGAUUUUUAAUCAAACAACUUAAUUGAUUAAUUAGUUUACAAUUGCUUUGGAUGCAACAGAAAACUCAUUAAUUGCAAUGGUAGAUUUUUCGGAUACUAUCUAUUUUGCUGCCUAUCCUCAUAUUUAUUUAAAUUUGUAAUACAACCCUAUAAAACGACCUUGGUAAUUAUCAUCCUAACAAUAGGUAUAUAAGUCACAUGAAUGGAUUGAAAACUUAACCUGAAAAAAACUACUUUUUCUCCCCAAUAUUUACGAAUUACGUCAAAAAUAUUUACUAGAUGUCUAUUACGUAUUCUAUAUCUGGGACUUCGACUUCAAAUAUUGGCAUANAAUUAUUCCUGAUUCUAUAUCUCAUUUUGCCAAUUUUUUUUAUUUCUAGCCGAUUAAAUUAUUAUUUCUUCAAAUUAUAAGUUUUGAAUAUAAAUUACAGAAAUAUAAUAUAAUAAUUAAAAUAAUUAAUAAAUAUUAUAUUAUCGAAAUUGAUACACAUUUAAAGGAACUUCAUUAAUUCCAAGUCGGGUAAUAACGAAUUGAUAAUCUAUAGGAUACCGAAUUCUUGUUGAUUUAUAUGAAUUUGAAAUCUUUUAAUUCAGAAAACAAUUUGAGCCAUUUAAACUAUAUAUUUCUAUUCAAUUUAAUUUGUUAUUUUUUUAUUAAUGCUCAUCAUUUAUUAAAGUGAAAUUAAUUAGCUUGCAAUCCUUCCAAUUAAAAAUUAUGAUUAUGUUACCCAAAAUAGAUUAAACUUACAUUUCAAGUUAACAGAAAUCUAUAUUUACAUUUUUUUAUAAGACAAUUAUAUAAAGUUUUUAUUUAUUCUUUCGCCUUAAUAAUUAAAUCCAUGAUCCAAAUGUUUCUUAGGGGUUUUAGGAACUUAAGAAUGAAAUUGCAAGUGUUGAUAAUAAUUUUACCAAUCCUCGCAUUAACUAUGUUGUUGGUUGGGUUAACUAGCUAUUUAUAAUCUACAGUAAUUUUUAAUUUACUUGAAAACUAAUCAAACCAUCUAUUGAUGUAUUAAGAAUAUAAAGCACUGUCCCAAGUAGCAUUGGAAUUGCAAACAUAUAUCGGAUAUAAGCAUAAAUUUUGUAAAAAUUCUUUUAAUUAUUAGAUAUCUCCAGAUUAGGUCACUUAAAUAAGAUAUUCAGCUUUAUUUAAUAAAAAGGGAGAGAUUCAAGCAUGAAUCAUUUAUAAAGUUGUUUAAAACUAGAGGAAAUAUAAACUAAUUUUAUAUAGUUUGAUGCGCCAUAAUUUUGUUAUUUUGCUUGUGGAUCCGAUGAUAAAAUAACAUUGCCUUAAGAAAAUCAAUUGCUAAAGAUUUUUAAUCAAACAACUUAAUUGAUUAAUUAGUUUACAAUUGCUUUGGAUGCAACAGAAAACUCAUUAAUUGCAAUGGUAGAUUUUUCGGAUACUAUCUAUUUUGCUGCCUAUCCUCAUAUUUAUUUAAAUUUGUAAUACAACCCUAUAAAACGACCUUGGUAAUUAUCAUCCUAACAAUAGGUAUAUAAGUCACAUGAAUGGAUUGAAAACUUAACCUGAAAAAAACUACUUUUUCUCCCCAAUAUUUACGAAUUACGUCAAAAAUAUUUACUAGAUGUCUAUUACGUAUUCUAUAUCUGGGACUUCGACUUCAAAUAUUGGCAUACUUAUGUAAAAUAUCGAAUUAAAUGAUACAAAUAUUAAAGAAACCCCUUAUAACAUUAUUGUAUCUAAUGAGAAUGGGGAGGUUGUACUAUAAGGAAUAGAAUCAAUCAAAAAAAUGGUAUAUUGAUUGCUUUAAGAUUUUAGAUCUAUAUUAAGGAUGAUGUUUUGUUUAUCAAUGAUACAAACCAAACUGGUUUCAAUGAUUCGGAUUGGCAAUAAAUUAAAAAAGUAGCUUCUGGAGAGGAAAUUGAGAAUAGAUGUAAUGCUUAUAAUGCCAAUGCAUUCUGUUUAUAUAACAAAUACUUUGAAUAAUUCGUUUUAGUGAAUGUAACUAGAAUUAAGGAGGGGAGCUUUUAUUUGAUAAUGUAAUAGUAGCUUAAAUAAUUAGAUAUUCCAAUAUCACUUCCCAAACCAUAUUAAACUAACAGUUAGCAACUAUAAAUUAGAAUUUAUAAUCGUAACUAUAGUAGAGUCAAUAUAUCAUUUUCUUUUCAGGAAUCUCUUUAUUGGUUUUAUCUAUUUUAAUCAUCCAUUAAAUGUUCCUCCCUUUAACAGAUCUUAUGAGAACACUUUUCUUUUAUAUUAAGUCCACAGGAAACAAUAUUAAUAAGGAAAUUUUUUAAUUGUUGAAUACUCAAAAGAAGAAAAGAAAGAAUAAUGUAUUUUCAGAUUUGAUGCAAUAAUUUUUGAAGUUUGAAGCCAAACUAAAUGGCAGUCAAUAGAACAAAAAUAAAGAGUGUUUAUACUUUGAAUAAAUAGAAUAUUAAAAAUAACCAUAAAGUGAGCUUAUUAGUCCUUUAAAUCUUAGUUUAAAUAAUAUCACAAAUGAUUAUUUGACUAUGUGCAAGAUUAAAAAUAUAUUUGAUUUAUUAAAACUUAAAUUAUUUAAUUUCUGA
Paramecium octaurelia is the source of this 3006-nucleotide messenger RNA. The record is from the annotation of a GenBank genome assembly. Lineage: Eukaryota; Ciliophora; Oligohymenophorea; Peniculida; Parameciidae.